This is a messenger RNA of Salvia miltiorrhiza (redroot sage), 1561 nucleotides long. RefSeq lists its product as uncharacterized. The record is from RefSeq and is a predicted model, not a curated record. NCBI's taxonomy places the organism in Eukaryota, Viridiplantae, Streptophyta, Magnoliopsida, Lamiales, Lamiaceae. The transcript has 7 exons. The coding region runs from base 118 to 1335 and encodes 405 amino acids.
UUUGAAAGACUUCAAACGGCUAGUUUGAGAAACAAAUCCCUCCCAUUUCAAAUUCUCCGACUUCUUACAUCUCGUAGUUGAAGAUCCAAUUUCGAAACCCUAGCUGUUGUCGUUGACAUGGAAAUCCCUCAAGAAACCGAUGAUUACAUAAGAGCAUCCAUAGAUCACAGCGUCGGUCUGAAUGUCUCCACCGACGCACUUCUUCUUAAACUUCGCGCCGUCGAAGCAUCGCAGGUUCACCUCCGUCGUCAGUAUCUCUCUCUGCAAUCCAAGCUAAAAGAGAAAGAUGAAACAAUUGAUGUUCUUCAGGCUGAGGCGAGCAUGAAUGCGGUGGCGUUGAAGAAAUUUGUGGAGGAAAACCAGAAACUGGCCAUGGAAUGCUCUAAUCUGUUGGCGGCGUGCAAUAAGUGGGAGAGGGAGUGUUCGCUCUAUGACCACGAUCGUGAAGCCUUAAUGGAUUUCGCGAACGAGGCGGACGAGAGAGCCAAGGAAGCUGAGGUACGGAGUCGUGAUUUAGAGGAGGAGAAAAAGAUAUUGGAGGAAGAGUUGCAUCUCUACAAGUGCCAGGUCCCCGCAGUUGGAAGUUCUAGGUUAACAGCUUUGCAUCUGCCUCCUGCUAUAACUAACUUAUAUCUCAGUCAUUGUCAAUCUUACAUGAAGAACUGUGUUCUUGUGCAUUGUGCACAAGUGCAAUACAAGGUCCCUAUGUCUGUCAAUUUGCCUUUCCUCGUUUCCUUGUCAUCUCCAGAAUGUUCUUUCUGUGUUGGCAACACUCCUAGUCCAAUAUUGGAGCACUCUCUGCCAAUCACUAUGGUUGGCGAGUCUACUAAUGAUACAGAAGAGGAACAUCAUUUACUUAAUUCACUGUUCAAUACUAUGUUUGGCAAGGACGAAAUUGUGUCAACUGCACAUGGCUUUUUGGAGGCGCAUACUGGAAUUGAAGUUUGCAACAAGUUACUGACAUUGUGGACAAGGUUGAGUCCUUUAACUCAGAAAGUUGUAGCAUUAGCAGCGAAGGUGAAAAAUUUAGAGGAAGACAAGGACCAUUUAACAAUUAACCUUCAUACAGCUGAAGAGGAGGUGAAUGCGCUGUUUGAAGAAAACAAUGUCCUGAACAAGGAGAAUAAAAGGUUGAUGAGGCAAUGCUAUAGGGAAAAACACAAUAGUGGCUCGAGUGGAGGCACUACUUCUGGAAAGGGGAAAAGAAAAUGCAGCCCCAAGAUGAGUAGUAGCCCAGUGGAGAAGAAGAUUGAUUCAAGUGAUGUGAAUAUGCUGAGACAGCCACUCUCCCCACUCCAAUUUAAUUCCCCUGAAUCUAGAAUGCACAAGAAGUAAAUCAAGAGAUUUCGUCUUGAAAUUUCUAUUGUGAAUUUGUGUAAUUCCUAACUUUUUGGGGGAAGUAAUGAUGAUUGAUAUGAUAGUUGUAUUUGUAAUUACAGAUGGCAUUAGUAGUUGUUGAGGAAGGCGUGAAGCUGAAAUGUGUGAUUAAAAAUGGGCCUGAGUUGGCCAUUUGAACCGCCUAAAUGGGUCGCAAAAAAUAGCUAAAAUUUUGAGACAUGCU